ACGAAUUCCCCAGUGCUCUGGUGGUAUACUUGGUCCCUGAUCCCCAGCGGGAUCUGACACCAACUCCGUCGCUCGUCUUCCUCCUCGAGCGAGCGCCGGCACCCCCUCCCGCUCCCGUUCCCGAGCGCUCCAGCCCCCUCGCUCCGUCGCUCGUCUUCCUCCUCGCGCGAGCGCCACCACCGCAGGGAUUCCACCAUUGCCGGAAGAGAAAGAUCGCUCCUGCGGUGGCGAGUAGAGGUUCCACCAUUGGCAGCUGAUUCUCAAGGAGCAGGAUUCUUACAUGAUCCCUGUAAACAGGAGGGCAACUCAGCCUAGAGCUGGGAUGGAGUACUUCGAUGCUAGGCGCAAGCCACAUAAUGUCGGGAAAGUCAUGGUGGCCCUGGUUGUCAUAGUGCUCUGUAUAUUUGUUCUGAAGCAAUCUCCUGGUUUUGGUGGCAAUAAUGUGUUUUCUCGCCAUGAACCUGGGGUUACCCAUGUCUUGGUGACAGGAGGAGCUGGCUAUAUUGGUUCACAUGCCGCAUUACGUCUGUUAAAGGAUAAUUAUCGAGUUACCAUUGUGGAUAAUCUUUCUAGAGGAAAUAAGGGAGCAGUAAAGGUUCUCCAAGAAUUGUUUCCGGAGCCUGGGAGACUUCAAUUCAUCUAUGCUGAUCUUGGGGAUCAAAAAUCUGUCAACAAGGUAUUUGCUCAAAAUGCAUUUGAUGCUGUGAUGCACUUUGCAGCUGUUGCCUACGUGGGUGAGAGUACAAUGGAACCUCUUAGGUAUUAUCACAAUAUUACAUCGAACACCUUACUGAUUUUGGAGGCUAUGGCUUCUCAUGGAGUCAAGACCCUUAUUUACUCUAGUACCUGUGCCACCUAUGGAGAACCCGAGAAGAUGCCUAUAAUAGAAACGACACCUCAGUUGCCAAUUAACCCCUAUGGAAAAGCCAAGAAAAUGGCAGAGGACAUCAUACUAGAUUUCUCGAAGAGAACGGAUAUGGCUGUCAUGAUUUUAAGAUAUUUCAAUGUUAUUGGAUCAGACCCAGAGGGAAGAUUAGGUGAAGCUCCUAGGCCUGAACUACGAGAGCAUGGAAGGAUCUCUGGGGCAUGCUUUGAUGCAGCAUUAGGAGUCAUUUCAGGAUUGAAGGUUAAAGGAACAGAUUAUUCUACAGCUGAUGGAACCUGCGUAAGAGACUACAUUGAUGUCACAGAUCUAGUAGAUGCUCAUGUGAAAGCACUCAACAAGGCAGAGCCUAGUAAAGUUGGCAUUUACAAUGUUGGCACUGGAAGAGGUCGUUCAGUUAAGGAGUUUGUGGAUGCCUGCAAACAGGCAACUGGGGUUGACAUCAAAGUAGAGUACCUCAGCAGGCGGCCAGGAGACUAUGCCGAAGUAUUCAGUGACCCUGCAAAGAUCAACAAGGAGCUAAACUGGACUGCGCAACAUACCGACCUCAAGGAGAGCCUGUCGGUCGCAUGGAGAUGGCAGAAGUCGCAUCCGCAUGGCUAUGGGGCAAACUAAAUACAGCCUGCCAGCCAAUAACUCCGCUGAAAUCUCGAUACAUAUGAUUCAUUAGUUAGUGUGGUAUAGGAUCCUGGUGCUAUACUCCUUCCAAAGUCUGCUUCGUUCUUACACCUUCUCUUCUUUUUUCGUUUUUCAAAGGUUUGUCUUUUGCUAGCGCAAAUGUAAUCAGCGAUCCGGGUAUGCUGGAAAUCCUGGAAGCAGUCCUGCAAGAGGAGAUUGUUGAUCAAAAGAAUUGUACAUCUCUUCUGCCAUUCCAAUCUUUACUGUUGUUAUCUCCGAAACGGGUUGUGAAUUUCCUGAUGUGUUUGGCUGCAUUGUUCUAGAGCAACAUGGUCGUGCAACAUAUCUACCCGUUUCCUUUCAGCA
Molecule: messenger RNA, 1867 nt
Organism: Brachypodium distachyon (stiff brome)
Lineage: Eukaryota; Viridiplantae; Streptophyta; Magnoliopsida; Poales; Poaceae
Product: probable UDP-arabinose 4-epimerase 3
Exons: 11
Coding region: 281-1498 (405 amino acids)
Biological process (GO): beta-D-galactose catabolic process via UDP-galactose, Leloir pathway
Cellular component (GO): cytosol
Molecular function (GO): UDP-glucose 4-epimerase activity
Source: RefSeq, a predicted model, not a curated record